GCAUGCCAGGGACAAGGCUGAAAAAAAAGAAUAGACUGUUUGGCACAAGGAAUUACAGCCAUUUUUUUGUAAUAACUUAUAAUGGAGUAUAAUCUGCAAAAAUACUGGAUCACUAUGCUGGACACCUGAACUACUACAAUAUAAUGUAUCAACUAUACGUCAGUUCUUUAAAAAGAAAGAAAGAAAAUAAAUCUACCUAAUCUCUCCAAAGCCUAUGCACUUUGUGUUGAGUCAGGCCAGGGCCUAACUCUGGAAGACCUUGAAUAGCAGGUAGAGGCAUCACACAAGCUGGGCGAGUCACUUGGGGCAUUGGAGUAGGUACCUGCCGUGAUCAGAGCCAGAGUUCAGACACCCACGUCCCAGCUCUGACUCACUGAGGGCCCCAGGGCAAGAUGCUACCUCUUUCUGGGCCCUCACCUUCCUGCUUGUGAGCUGAGCAAAUCCCCCUCCAGUUCUAAGACCAUAGGAAGCUGUGUUGGAUUUCUAGGGCUGCCAUAAUAAUUGACCAUAAGCAGGUGUGGCUUAAAACAGCAGAUACUCUCUUUUUAUUUUGUGUUUUCCCAGGCUAGGGGUGGAAUCAGAGCUGCUGAGUUCCUCUGUCUGGCUGAUCACCAUCAAAAGGAAUGAAUAAAAUAAUGAGACUUGGGUUUGAUGCCUGACCCCGAAUAUUUUCCCUGGCUUGCCAAGCUUCUUCGUCUCUGAGCAUCACAACAUUGAGGUAAUUUUGAUUGAUGAGGAUGGAACUAAAUGCCCAGCACCCACACAUCUCUAACCGGACUUUUUAUAUUCUCAUCAUAGGGAAACCUAACGAUAAAAUGAGGAACAAAAGUCAGGUGGCAAAGAGUGGAACCCAGCCACAGUUUUCACUUUAUAUUAAUUUACAGGAAAAUUUAAAUACAAUUCUAGGUUUAACUUUUAAACUUUUUUAAAAAGUUACUUGAAAAAAGCAUUUAGGUCAAAUCCCUUUGGCUUUCCUUGCAACUUUGACAAGCUCUUUCCAUUCUGAACUCCCAUCCGGGCAGGGACUCUUCUCUCCAAAUCGCGGUUCAGAAAAGCUAAGUAAACAAAAAGCUAUUUAGUUGCUGGGCGUGAAGGCGGCGAGGCCACACCUUAGAACACGGACAGAAAUCUAGCGCCAGGAAGCAACGCCCCCUAGCGCAGCGGGGGGACCCUUCACCCGGGUCCCCUCCUCCUUUGACGAAACAGCCGGGAGGCGGAGCUAGUACCGCGAAUAUGAACGGCCGCUUUUUUCCACGUCUCCUAGUUUCACACCGGACACUAAAGACCGACGCACAAACUUGGAAGGUACCAUCCUUUUGAUUUAAUCAACGUAUCAAAAUAUGAGAUAUUGGUAGGAAUAUACAUAGAAAUUUAAGUCCCAAGACCACUUUAUAUUUUUUUCUGUCAUAGUGGUAAAUAAGUGGCAAUUUGAGACAAAUUAUUAUGUUUCCCUUCAACUUCGGGCCUUAAUUACUUGGGCUCGCUCAUACAUCACUUCCGGAGAUCGCGCACCUAAAUACCGAAAAAACCAGGCGUGGGUCCGGCAAAGAAGGUUGGCGUCCCGGCUGCGCUCUAAUGGGUCGGAGGAGAGCGCCAGAUGCUGGGUCCCUCGGCCGGGCCCUUAUCCGUCAGCAAGUUCAGCGGAGCCGUAGCCAUCGUCACACCGACGCCUGGUUGCACACAAGUGAACUCAAUGAUGGCUAUGAUUGGGGUCGUCUCAAUCUUCAGUCAGUAACUGAACAGAGCUCCCUGGAUGACUUCCUUGCAACUGCAGAACUUGCAGGAACAGAGUUUGUAGCUGAGAAGCUUAAUAUUAAGUUUGUGCCUCCUGAAGCUAGAACCGGACUACUGUCUUUUGAGGAGAACCAGAGAAUUAAAAAACUCCACGAAGAAAACAAACAGUUUUUGUGUAUACCAAGGAGACCAAAGUGGGACCAAAAAACUAGCCCAGAAGAACUCAAACAGGCAGAGAAAGACAACUUUCUAGAAUGGAGGCGUCAGCUUGUCCGAUUGGAAGAGGAACAAAACCUGAUAUUGACUCCAUUUGAAAGGAAUUUGGACUUUUGGCGUCAGCUCUGGAGGGUGAUUGAGAGAAGUGAUAUCGUGGUCCAGAUAGUAGAUGCUCGAAAUCCACUCCUGUUUAGGUGUGAAGAUUUGGAGUGUUAUGUGAAGUCACUCGAUGACAACAAGGAGAAUGUCAUUCUGAUAAAUAAGGCAGACUUACUGACGGCCGAGCAGCGGAGUGCCUGGGCCGAAUUCUUCGAAAAGGAAAAUGUGAAGGUCAUUUUCUGGUCAGCUCUUGCGGAAGCCAUUCAAGUGACUGGUGACUCUAAGGCAGAAGUGAAUGGAGACCCUGGAGAAGCCAUCACAACUGAGGUUGAAAACUCCAGUUGCGACGAGACCAAACUUCCACACAGUGAGACUGAACACCUUCCGAGUAGUGAAGCUGCCAGCAGUGACGAGGGUGACAGUGAGUAUGAGGACUGUCGGGAGGAGGAGGAAGACUGGCAGACGUGUUCAGAAGAGGGCAGCGACCCGGACGAGGAGGCCCGUGGCCAGGACUGGAAGGAAAGCUGUGCUAUAGAUUCUGAGGCCCAAGAAAGGAAAACCCCGCAGAAGAGGCAGAUACACAAUUUUAGCCACCUGGUAUCCAAACAAGAAUUACUGGAGAUCUUUAAGCAGCUACACUCUGGAAAGAAGGUGAAGGAUGGACAGCUGACUGUUGGGCUGGUGGGCUACCCGAACGUUGGUAAGAGUUCAACGAUCAACACCAUCAUGGGCAACAAGAAAGUAUCUGUGUGCACACCCGGCCACACCAAGCAUUUUCAGACUCUCUAUGUGGAACCUGGCCUGUGCUUAUGUGACUGCCCCGGCCUGGUGAUGCCAUCCUUUGUCUCUACCAAAGCCGAGAUGAUCUGCAGUGGGAUCCUCCCGAUUGACCAGAUGAGAGAUCACGUCCCAGCCAUAUCACUAGUUUGCCAGAAUAUUCCAAGACGUGUUUUAGAAGCUACAUACGGCAUUGACAUCAUAAAGCCUAGAGAGGAUGAAGAUCCCCAUCGACCGCCAACAUCAGAAGAAUUCUUGACAGCUUAUGGAUACAUGCGAGGAUUCAUGACCGCACAUGGACAGCCAGACCAACCUCGAUCUGCACGGUACAUCUUGAAGGAUUACGUCAAUGGCAAACUCCUGUACUGUCACCCUCCUCCUGGGAGAGAUCCCGUGACCUUUCAGCAUCAAUACCAGCGACUCCUAGAGAACAAAACGAAUGGUGGGGAAGUAAAAAUGCCACCAGGCAGAAAUAAAAAAGCAAAUCAGAUUGAAAAUGUAGUGGACAAAACUUUUUUCCAUCAAGAAAAUGUAAGAGCUUUGACCAAAGGAGUCCAGGCUGUGAUGGGCUACAAGCCUGGGAGUGGCCUGGUGAUGGCAGCAACUGUGAGCUCUGAGAGGGGGGCUGGGAAGCCUUGGAAAAAACAUGGCAACAGAAAUAAAAAAGAGAAAAGUCGUAGACUCUAUAAGCACCUGGAUACGUGAACUUGGGCUUCAGCUGAGAUGGCAUCUGCACUGUGCAUCCAUGGUGCUAUAGGGCGGGCCCUGCCCUUGUGAUGCACAAGCACAUCUGGCAGCCAGUUCAAGACAGAGGGACUCCUCAGAGCACCAGCUCCGACUAGCAAAGUCAUCUCAGAGCCCCAGAAACCUGCUUCUGAAGAAGGCUGAAUCUAAGAUGAAUGAAUAAUGUGUAUUUACUUGUGUAAGCCCAUACACAAAUGCAUAGUAAUUUGUAACUGGGGGUUUUUUUGAAAAAAUAUUAAAAUUAAAUUGCCACUUAGA
Messenger RNA from Sus scrofa (pig), 3828 nucleotides. It is a transcript of the gene LSG1, whose product is annotated as large 60S subunit nuclear export GTPase 1. Gene Ontology annotation, cellular component: cytosol. The record is from RefSeq and is a predicted model, not a curated record. Gene Ontology annotation, biological process: ribosomal subunit export from nucleus. NCBI's taxonomy places the organism in Eukaryota, Metazoa, Chordata, Mammalia, Artiodactyla, Suidae. Gene Ontology annotation, molecular function: GTP binding; GTPase activity.